UUUCUGUCUCAACAGCAACAAUAUCCUCGAUAUAAUGGCUGUUCCUCCUGCAUACUCAGACCUGGGAAAAGCGGCCAAGGACAUUUUCAGCAAGGGUUUCGGUUUUGGGAUUGUUAAAUUGGACCUCAACACUAAAUCUCAAAAUGGAGUGGAGUUCAACACAUCUGGAUCCACCAACACGGACACGGGAAAAGCCGGCGGGAGUUUGGAGACCAAGUAUAAGAUGAAGGAUCUUGGAUUGAGUUUGAACCAGAAGUGGAACACAGACAACAUGUUCAGUACAGAAGUGUCUGUGGAAGACCAGCUGGCGCAGGGGUUGAAAGUGGCCCUGGAUACGUCUUUUGUACCAAACACAGGCAAGAAAAGCGGUAAACUGAAGACUGGCUACAAGCGUGACUUCGUCAAUGUGAGCUGCGACAUUGAUUUCGAGGGUCCGGUUGUGCACUCUGCAGCGGUUCUGGGAUACGAAGGCUGGCUUGUGGGCUACCAGAUGGCCUUUGACACGGCCAAAUCCAAACUGGUGCAAAAUAACUUUGCUCUGGGAUACAAGGCCGGAGACUUCCAGCUUCACACCAACGUUAAUGACGGAGCUGAGUUCGGAGGAUCUGUCUAUCAGAAGGUCAGUGAUCAGCUGGAGACGGCCGUCACUUUGGCCUGGACUUCAGGCAGCAACAACACACGCUUUGGAGUUGCUGCAAAAUACCAGCUGGAUAAAGAUGCCUCGGUGUCUGCCAAAGUGAACAAUGCCAGUCUGAUUGGAGUUGGUUACACUCAGAGUCUUCGACCUGGUAAUCAUGUUAAAAUGACUUUAAAUAUCUUGCAAUUAAAGAUUAUUAAUAGUGGUGGACACAAAGUAGGACUGGGUUUUGAACUGGAAGCAUAGCUGCCGUAGAGCAAAAGACACAGAAGAAGAGGGACCCAAUCCUCAUGUUGUCCCUCCUACAUCACACACUAGCACUCGAUGACUAAAAACACUUAGCGGCAUGUUGAUGCUUUUUGCAAGUUUGUGGGAGCUGAGUGAUUCAAUCUCAACCGGCCGUAAGACCUGGCCUUCUAAGGGAAAUAUUUGCAGAUCACCUAAUUUAUUUAACGAAAGCCGUAUAUUUACGUAGAGCACCUGCAGCAAACCAAAUUACACAAGUAGCGGUAGAUUUGCGAGCUUGGAGCGUUUUUCUGGUGAUUUGUAGCAUUUGAUUUAUAGCGUCGGUGAGCAAAGAUCAUAAAUUUGCAUGGUUGUAGUUGAGGUUAUUUCUCAGGAUGCUGCAUUAGAGUGAUGUUGCACUUCUAGGGCUUUAGGCCUCACAGGAAACUGAACAGACAGCAUGCGUAUUUUUAGAGCUUGCAACACUAUCUAUUACACACUCAUUGAUGGUUAGAGAGCAACUCUGUCUUGUGGCAAAAUAUGCCGCUAGCAAACCAUUUCAAAAGUGUACAAAUGAGCUUUUUGUGCAUUGAACUCUUUAUGG
Molecule: messenger RNA, 1466 nt
Organism: Sinocyclocheilus anshuiensis
Lineage: Eukaryota; Metazoa; Chordata; Actinopteri; Cypriniformes; Cyprinidae
Product: voltage-dependent anion-selective channel protein 2-like
Exons: 10
Coding region: 35-883 (282 amino acids)
Biological process (GO): monoatomic anion transmembrane transport
Cellular component (GO): mitochondrial outer membrane
Molecular function (GO): voltage-gated monoatomic anion channel activity
Source: RefSeq, a predicted model, not a curated record